UUGGUUUCUUCCAUUACUCUUUUUGGCUUGCUCGCUCGCUCGUAUUUUCAUUCCAUAUUGGAGAAACUGUUCUGCACCAUCUGUCACAACGGCUUUCAUCUCCAUUACCCGCCAAUAGGCGAGCCAUCAAUGGCUUUUGUUGCGGCUAGUAGAGUUUCUGUCUUUAGAAAUUCUCCAUUUUGUGCGAGUUUUCUUUCUUCUCGUACCGUUCGAACCUUCUGCUCCUCUGCUUCUCUCCCUUCUCGUGCUCAGUACCCACCUCCCUCACACUCAGUUUCUUCUUCUUCUUCUUCUUCUUGUAUUGUACCAAAUAGUAGCAAUACUGGAUGGAGACCAAUGUGUUUGUACCACACGCAAGGCAAGUGCACCAAGAUGGAUGAUACUGCCCAUUUGGAGAGGUUUAAUCACGAUUUUUCUAAGGAUCUUCGGGUGAAUGCUGCUGGCUUUGCGCAAAAGUGUUCUCAGGAAUUGGAUUUCUUCUUGGUGCUUGAUUUGGAGGGGAAAGUUGAGAUUCUUGAGUUUCCUGUUUUGAUAAUAGAUGCAAGAACAAUGGGCGUUGUGGAUUUGUUCCACAGGUUUGUGAGGCCCUCAAAAAUGAGUGAGGAAGCAAUAAACAAAUAUAUUGAUGGGAAAUAUGGAAAAAUAGGAGUUGAUCGUGUGUGGCAUGACACAGCUCUCCCAUUUAAGGAAGUUCUUGAACAGUUUGAAGCGUGGUUGACUGAGCAUCACUUGUGGGGAAGGGAGCUGCGAGGCCAUCUUAAUCAAGCAGCAUUUGUGACUUGUGGAAAUUGGGAUUUGAAGACAAAGGUUCCUGAGCAAUGCAAAGUGUCAAAUAUCGACCUUCCUCCAUAUUUCAUGGAGUGGAUUAAUCUGAAAGAUGUUUAUCUCAAUUUUUAUGGGCGUGAGGCCAGAGGAAUGAUGUCAAUGAUGAAACAAUGUGGAAUCCCAUUGUUGGGAAGUCACCAUCUUGGUAUUGAUGACACAAAGAACAUAGCUAGGGUAUUGCUACACAUGCUUGCUGAUGGUGCAGUUAUGCAAAUUACUGCAAGGAGGAGUAACUCUGAUUGUGGAAAGGUUAAAUUUUUAUUCAGGAACCGUAUCAGGUGAGACCUUCUGGUUGGACUUUUCAAAGACAAUAAAAGAAUGCAAAAAUACGAGUGUUUCAGUGAUAGGCGAUUCCACUAUUUCCAAAUUCAAGUGAUUCAAACAACAGAGCAACUGGAGAUGAAAAGAAACAAACAGGAAUUCUAUGGAGCUUACCUUAUCUAAUUCUGAAUUUGUAUUUCCUUCGAUAAAACUCUUGAUCUUGGCUGGAAAUUCCGAUGGAAGAUGCAAACUUUAUUGUGUUUUCAUUGGGUUUAUGUUUUGGGCAUUUGAGAUCUUUGAAUCACUUCAUUCUGUAUGUUAUUUAAAGGGGGGGUGUAAAGGAUUGUAUUUAGCUUUGAUCAAAAUGAUCCAAUGCGUUUGUGCUCCUCUAACCAUGUAAAUACAUUUUCAUGUACCCAAUUUCAAUUCCAAGGUAUUAUCGGGCAUCGAUCUUUGAUGUA
This is a messenger RNA of Carica papaya (papaya), 1547 nucleotides long. NCBI's taxonomy places the organism in Eukaryota, Viridiplantae, Streptophyta, Magnoliopsida, Brassicales, Caricaceae. The record is from RefSeq and is a predicted model, not a curated record.